GAGAUUCUCGACCUCUCCCUCCUCCUUGCCAAUGGCAGCCUGACCUUCUGUUUCGAUAGUCCAGAUUCGACGUCAUUUGCGCCGGUCAAGCAGAUCAAAGUUCAGAACGGCUUCUGCGCCUCCGUGGAUUCAAGUGGUGGUCUUGAGAUUCGCACAGCCCCUAGCGCCCCCUUCAUGACCUCACCGGUCACAGCGAAGUCACCUCCCAGUACUCUUCCCAGAAGACCCCCACCGCCAGCCUACUACGUCCGUACCAAAUCAACUCCCUCUCCUCCGAGCCUUUCUCGAUCGAGUACUCUGAGCGAGAGUCAGUCGACCCAUCCCAAUUCGCUAGCAGCAGAAAAUGCUGAGUUGAAAAAGACGGUCGAACAGCUUAACGCCAAAGUUAUUAGUCUUUCAUCUGAACUGGCAUUCUACAAGACCUCCUCUAGUUCGCGUGUUCCACCCAGCCUCCCGCCACGAAACCCACGACCUUAG
Dibothriocephalus latus is the source of this 477-nucleotide messenger RNA. Lineage: Eukaryota; Metazoa; Platyhelminthes; Cestoda; Diphyllobothriidea; Diphyllobothriidae. The record is from the annotation of a GenBank genome assembly.